Messenger RNA from Striga hermonthica, 285 nucleotides. NCBI's taxonomy places the organism in Eukaryota, Viridiplantae, Streptophyta, Magnoliopsida, Lamiales, Orobanchaceae. The record is from the annotation of a GenBank genome assembly.
AUGACCAAGGCCUUGGCCCUUCCCGCCGCCUGCCACGUCUCCGCUCCUGCUGCUAGCAACUGCGCCGUGAGCACCGCCAUUGGUGCUGCCCCAGCUGAACCUCCGGUGGCGGCCGUGUCGCCAAGUGCUGUGGCCGGGGCCCCAACAGCUGGCAUAGGCGCUACCGAGGGCGGUGCACCAGCUAUAGCCCCAGCCUCGGGCAACUCUGCGUCGUCUGCUGCGACAGUUUCCAUCGAGAUGCUUGUUUUUGGCACGCUCGCUGCCCUGUUUUAUGGUAUAUUUUGA